Messenger RNA from Chaetomium globosum CBS 148.51, 1818 nucleotides. RefSeq lists its product as uncharacterized. Gene Ontology annotation, cellular component: endoplasmic reticulum membrane. Gene Ontology annotation, molecular function: ergosterol O-acyltransferase activity. The transcript has 4 exons. The coding region runs from base 1 to 1818 and encodes 605 amino acids. Gene Ontology annotation, biological process: ergosterol metabolic process. The record is from RefSeq and is a predicted model, not a curated record. Lineage: Eukaryota; Fungi; Ascomycota; Sordariomycetes; Sordariales; Chaetomiaceae.
AUGGGCCGGACAGGGGAACAGCGCGCUAACGGCGCCGGGUCCGAGGCCGGGGCCGGGGCCGGAUCCACCAACGGUACGAAUGCCGGCACGGCUCCGGCGAACGGCCAUGGAUUCCCGUUUCCAUCAGCUGGAACCCCUUCCGCGUUACAAGCCCUCCUUCCAGAAGUUGAGGGGCUAGAAGUACUCGGCCGGGAUCCCGAGACCACAAGCCACAAUGGACACCACGACUCCUCGGGUAGCUCGCCCAAUGGCGCCACCACCAGAACCACCACCACCAAAAAGAAAUUCACCACCCCCGUCUUCACGCACGCCUUCUCCACCUUCGACCGGCAGAACCCGCAUGCCGCCAACUCGCCCUUCCACGGCUUCUUCACGCUGUUCUGGAUGGCCGUGUUCCUGUUCGUGGUCAAGAUCGCCGCCGACAACUGGCGCCGCCACGGCAGCAUCCUGGGCACCAACGAGAUUAUGCGGGGGAUGUUUGGCUGCAAGCGCGAGGUGGUGGUGUUGUUGGUGGCGGAUGGGGUUAUGUGUGGGCUUACCGGGGUCGGGUGGGUGUUGCAGAGUGUGGUGGUGGGGAGGGGGUGGGUGGAUUGGGAUCGGGGGGGUUGGGUGGUGCAGAAUAUCUGGCAGACGGCGUUCAUUGGCGGCGUGGUCGGGUUCACGAGAUUGAGAGACUGGCCGUGGACGCAUACCGUGUUUUUUGUGCUGCAUGGCCUGGUCAUGCUCAUGAAGCAGCACUCAUAUGCGUUUUACAACGGGCAUCUGAGCUCCGUGUACAAGCAGCGUAAGUUGUUGUUGGCUAAGAUCAAGGAGCUUGAACGGAUCUCGCCGGUCACGUCCCCGUCAACGACUGGGCCGCCCGCGGCGGAUAUCGACACGGCACAUCUCGCCAGGGUCCCGUCCGCGAGGGAGAGGCGGCAGUCCCUGCCACAUGAAAACGUUUUGGAUAUUGGGCGGAUUGUGGCGGCCAUCGACUCGCGCGAACCGCUCGAUGGGGAGCAGGUGCAUGUCUUUGAGCGGGUGCUGAAAUGGGAGGUGGAUGCGCUGUCGGAUGAGCUUAGGGGCAAGUCGACAAAACCAGGCCGCGAGUACCCCAACAACCUGACUCUGUGCAGCCACUACGAGUACGUUGUCCUGCCGACGGUGGUUUACGAGCUCGAGUACCCGCGCUCCGAGUCUAUCAACUGGUACUAUGUCGCCGAAAAGGCCGCGGCGUGCUUCGGUAUCAUUUUUGUCAUGAUCAUGAUCUCGCAGGCUUUCAUCUACCCCGUCGUCAUGACCACGGUGCGCAUGAAGGAGGAGGGCGUUCCGUUGGCCGGCCGGUUCCGCGAGUUCCCUUGGAUGCUGCUGGACCUGGUUUUCCCCUUCUUGAUGGAGUACCUGCUGACCUGGUACCUCAUUUGGGAGACCAUCCUCAACUUCCUGGCGGAGCUGACCUACUUUGCGGACCGCAGCUUCUACGACGCGUGGUGGAAUUGUGUCUCGUGGGACCAGUUCGCGCGGGACUGGAACCGCCCUGUGCAUAAUUUCCUGCUAAGGCAUGUCUAUCACAGUUCCAUCUCGGCCAUGAAGGUCGACAAACACACGGCCACGCUCAUCACCUUUUUCUUGUCGGCCUGUGUACACGAGCUGGUUAUGUGGUGCAUCUUCAAGAAGCUGAGGGGUUACCUGCUAGUUUUGCAGAUGUGCCAGCUGCCGCUGGUAAGGCUCAGCCGGACGAAAUGGCUCCGGAACCGGGCAACGCUGGGAAAUGUGAUCUUCUGGUUGGGUAUUUUCACGGGACCCAGUGUCCUUUGUAGUCUGUACCUGAUCUUGUGA